Messenger RNA from Punica granatum (pomegranate), 624 nucleotides. Lineage: Eukaryota; Viridiplantae; Streptophyta; Magnoliopsida; Myrtales; Lythraceae. The record is from RefSeq and is a predicted model, not a curated record.
AUGUUGGAAGGAGUUGAAGAACUCGAUUUGGAUUUCUUUGGUGCAACCAGCCAUCUUUUGUUCCCUUUCGAUCUAAGUAGCAUUCAUUCGCUAAGAAUCCUUGAGCUUUCCUUUUGUCAGAUCAAUUUUCCUUUGACGCUGAACAACUUGCAUCUCCUUGAGACGCUUGUUCUUUCUAGGGUGAGAAGUCCUGAAGAUCUAAUCUUAGCCGGGUUCAAAACUGUAAGCUCCUUGAAGAAUUGCUUUGAAAAUAUAGCCCGGCUGAGGGAUGCCGUGCUAAAUAUUGCGGCCCCUGGGGGCCUGAAACUCAACCACCAAAUCAAAGAUAUCAUAUGGGAUCUUGCCCGUCUCCGUACUCUCACUGUCAGCGCUAGCUUUGUAGAGGAUUUAUGCCCGACUUACAAAGGUGGAGCACUUCAAAGAAUGCAGUUUUCCCUUCUGCUCUUGAGUGAAGUGCAGCUGCUGAUGGAAGACGCAAUCUAUUGCAAUCACUUUGACAUCGCUCUUUUCCUGAUGAACUGCCCCUGUGUCGAAAAGCUCUUCAUUGAUCUCAAUGGUUGGCCCUUCCAGGGCAGCGUUUAUUGGAAAAUGUACCUGAAGCAAGGGCUCGAGCAGAUCCAAUAG